Molecule: messenger RNA, 1524 nt
Organism: Symbiodinium necroappetens
Lineage: Eukaryota; Dinophyceae; Suessiales; Symbiodiniaceae
Source: the annotation of a GenBank genome assembly
AUGGCAGUGAAUUCUCUGUGUGGCAUUACCGGCGAGAAGCCUGACAGCUUGUUGUCGUCGCUACCCAGCGAAUUGGCGUUUAAUGAUCUUCGCGACGCUGCAAGGCGGGCGACAAAAUGCGAGACCACUGCCCCGAGCAGCUUACACAGCAUCUGUUUGAAAUCAGCCAUCAACAGGCCGGCCGGUGCAGCAGUCCUCGAGUUGCAGGACUCUGAUUGGAUGCAACCGUACCGCGGCAAGAGUCUCAAAUCCCACAUCCACCACUCACUGAAGCCCAAGGACUGCGAGCUGGGGAUUAAUGCGGAUGGCCUGACGAGGCACAAGCAGAACAAGGCCUACACCAAGCCACACAUUUUCCACGAGAGGCUGAGAUUGCUGAAGGUGUUGCGUGGCUCAUGGGUGAAGGCCGCGGGCGAGCUCGACGAGCGAGCCGAUGCAGUGAAGGCGACCUUGAAAACGCUGUGGGUUAGCAAGUUGAUGCCCCGACAUUGCUUCUUGCAGUGGCGAGCUCGCCGACAAGGCGAAACAGAGCGACGAAUGGUUCUUUCAUCGGGCCCGCAUGCGGCCUUGACUGUCGAUCUCCAGCGAGUCCCGGAAGUUUUGCCCAUCAGCUACACCUUCGCUGAGCCUGCCAUCCGCCGAGCCCUAGUGGUGGUUGGCGACGUGGAUGACGUCGAGAUCGCAUUGACGAAGCCUACUUUGCACCAGGGCAAGAUCCUCGGUUGGGCUCAAACCACGGACUACAUGAGCUUGCCGCAGUAUGUCGCAGACCACACCAUCUCUACGGUGCCGGCUACCUUGCUUUCGCAGCUUUGCUCCGCCCUUGGGAUGAGAGGCCAUGGAAAAAUGGGACACCGCAGGCGGGUGGAAGCAUUCUUGCGAGAGAUGGGCAAGGAGGACGACUACAUUCAAUCAGUGCUUGAUGAAAUCCCGGAAAAAGAGCCCAAGCCCCGCCGCCAGGAUGGAGAUGGCGAGCCUGGUGACGGUGAAGAGGACAGGCUCCACGGGCAGACGGACGAUGAGAACGAGCAGGAGUUCGCGAAUCAUAUCAACCCCGAGCCCGAGGACGACGAGCUGAAUCAGGCUAUGGACGGAGCGCCGGAAGAGAAGCCUGCCGAGCCCGCCGGAGUAGCCGCUGAGGCUGCAGCUGCUAUGGCCGUGGAGGAUCCCAGGGUCCGUGCUGACGGGCCGCAUGUGCCAGCUGUGGCACGUGAGCGACCUGCCGAGGAUCUGUUUCCACCACACUGCUCAUGUUAUUAUGGGCACCCUCAUGAGGCUUCGCCUUUCGUUCAGGCUUUCUUACCACCUGGUUUUUUGCACCAGGGUCGAAAGAGCCGGUGUGUGUCGUACAAGUCCGAUGCAAUGUUUGUGCAGAACGGCACGUCCCGCACGAAGCUCGAAGCAGAGCGAUGUGUGCAGGCCUGGUGCUGGGCUUGGUUUGAGUCUCUGCGAGAUUCAGAGAAGGAGCAUUUGAGGCGCAGCAGCCCGAACGGGCCUGCCGCCAAGAGGCCACGAGUCGCAUGA